Messenger RNA from Penicillium atrosanguineum, 2097 nucleotides. Its product is annotated as Zn(II)2Cys6 transcription factor domain-containing protein. Gene Ontology annotation, molecular function: DNA-binding transcription factor activity, RNA polymerase II-specific; transcription cis-regulatory region binding; zinc ion binding. Gene Ontology annotation, biological process: positive regulation of transcription by RNA polymerase II. The coding region runs from base 1 to 2097 and encodes 698 amino acids. The record is from RefSeq and is a predicted model, not a curated record. NCBI's taxonomy places the organism in Eukaryota, Fungi, Ascomycota, Eurotiomycetes, Eurotiales, Aspergillaceae. Gene Ontology annotation, cellular component: nucleus. The transcript is spliced from 4 exons.
AUGCCUGGGGUUCCUUCCAAUAAGGCGUGCGAGAGGUGUAAGAAGAGGCAUAUGAAGGAUCAGUGUGAUGAAACUCGCCCGCACUGCCAACGAUGCACGGGGGCGGGGGUAGAAUGUCCGGGAUAUGUUCAAACCCGCAAAUUCAUCGACCAGGGAGCUUCCGUGAGACGUCGAUAUGCUCCGUAUCAAGAGGUGCAUUCCAGAGCUGGAACACCGGUAAACGAUGCUCAUAUGGGCGAGGAACAUGAGCCUGACUCGACACAAAACGAGAUGCAAGCCGAACCACCGCAUGAGGCAACGCUGACAUCAACGGAUGACCUCGAAAUGGCAGAAGAAGCAAGCGGGAUGGGCCUCAUGCAGAACCAAUUCUUCAUUACUAAACCGCCAGAGCCUCCUCAUGCCCCGGAGAUACACAGAGUCCCAGGCCACGGCAGCCAUGAAUCAUCCAGAGCCACCUUGCAGAAUUCAGUGUCACCAAAUGUUACAACUGGAUUUUCUCCUAAUUUCGAACACUCAUACUCACACUCAAAAAGGCCAGUUCCACGUGAUCGACCUGAUUAUGAAAGGCUGAUCUCUUCGGAGAGUGUAUCGCACCGGAGCGAAAAGGAAGAAUUCCAAGAUAUCUUCUCAGAACUCAUGACGGGGACCGAGCAUGAAGUUGCUUUUCUUGUUCGCAAUUUCGCCCAAGUUAUCGCGCCCUGGUUGGAUGUCUCUGACAUGGGCAAAUUCUUCUCGGUCCUGGUCCCAAUCCGGGCCAUCAACUGUAAUGCACUCAAAUACUCUAUUGCAGCUUUAUCGGCAAAACAACUUGGUCGAGUGAAAGGUGCCAAGUCAUCCGCCGGAGGUGGCAUGUUCACCAGCCCUGCAACGACAGAGGUGUAUCCAAAUUCGGCCCAGGUCGACUGGUACCUCAAGGCAGCCAAUUACUACUACUUGGCUGCUUCGGAUCUGAACAACUCGACCUCUGAUGGAUAUACGCUUGUGUCCAGCUCGGCUGUCUUGGAUUCGCCGAUUGACUUGGUCGGACGAUGGCUGAAAAAGCAAUCCCCUCAAAGCAUAGGCCAAAGCUCAAUUGAUGGCGCUCUUCUAAAAAAGGCUGAAGAUAUGCUGGCUAACAUUACGCUAUUGACAUUAUACAAACUUCUAGAUGCGAAAGGAGAGGAGUGGCAUAUGCAUCUUUCUGGUAUCCAUUCUUUGUUUGAUUCUCUUCUGAGAAUACAUCACAAGGGGUCGACUCCGUUUUCCCAUGGCAUCCGAGCCUCAUUCUGGAAUUUUGUUAGACAGGACUACCUCGGAAGCUAUUUCACUCGCUCAGAGACACACUUUGACCCUCAAAAUCUUCCUCUGUGGCGUGCAGCCGGCAUCAAAAUUGAUGAACAAGAUAAAUUGCGAGCAUUGGACAGCGGGUCAAGCAGUCUACCACUAGAAGACCAAGCUGCGAACGGUCUGUCCUGGCUCGUUUCAAAAGUGAUCAAUUUCCUCGCCAAGUCGAAGCAAUCUCAAAUUGCUCAGUGGACUGGAUCUCCACCGAGUAACUUAUCAGGAUCUCCAGGCUCGCCUUCGGGCACUAGUGAGCGGUCCUAUCCGAACACGAAUACCUGGCUUGACCUUUGCUUCGAGUUCCAAAAUUGGUUUGAAGGCGUCCCGGAGACUUUCCGCCCAUGCGUACGCAUCGAUCACCCUAGAGACCUUUCCAAGCCGGAUGGUGGCCAAUUACCAUUCCCUGAGAUCUUCUUCAGCCUAGCGACCUGUGCUGCUACCAUGCAGCAUUAUCAUUUUGGGAGGGUUGCGCUCCUGCUUAAUCGCCCACAAGACACUGUCAGCGCUCCAAGCACCGCCUUUGACCGUCUACAAGGGUAUCGUGAAGUUACGAAGGAAGUGGAGUAUCGCAGUCGUGAAGUAUGUGGCAUCGCUCUGGGACGUCCUCAGGGAGAGGUGCGUGUGUACAUGGUCCCGCUAUUGUUUGCCGUCGGGCAGUGCUUGGAGAGUGCCGAUGAGCGCAAGAUCAUUGUGGACUUGUUGCGGGGCGUGGAGGCGGAUCUGGGCUGGGCCACUGACUUCGCAGUCCAGAGUCUCCAGUCUUCCUGGAGUCGAUGA